Engraulis encrasicolus (European anchovy) is the source of this 1930-nucleotide messenger RNA. RefSeq lists its product as uncharacterized. NCBI's taxonomy places the organism in Eukaryota, Metazoa, Chordata, Actinopteri, Clupeiformes, Engraulidae. The record is from RefSeq and is a predicted model, not a curated record. The transcript is spliced from 2 exons. Gene Ontology annotation, molecular function: nucleic acid binding; zinc ion binding. Bases 578 to 1630 code for a protein of 350 amino acids.
CUUGACUGCCAGUACCCCACUGUCGCUUCUUCCUACUGUCUGUUGCCCGUGUUGUCUGCACCUGAAAGAAAUGAUGUGUUAACUUUUUGAUACCUUUUUGAUACCCUUUUCAUAUUUGAUGUUACUCAUUAUAAUAAAGAGAAUAUUAAUGGUGACAUUUCGUCAAGGUGCUUUUAAUGCAACUGAGUCAUAAAUAAACAUUGCCCGGUCACUGGAAUACCUGUCUCUGUCCAUUUUUGGUACACAACGAAUCUGUGUGGGAGUUUUCCCUUGAAUCAUUUUAUGUCUUAAGGGGCGGGGCCUUAAGUGGCGUAGUCUGGUUUCUUGACCUUUACUCGUAACCGGGGUUACAAACUGGCGUAGGCGGCAGGAGUGUAUUUUCUGAACGGAGACUAGUAUUCCAGUUGCCUUUCUUUUGUUUUGUUAGGAUGUUUGUUUUGUGUUUUUGGUUUUGAGUUGUGUUGACAGGCAAAACAGCAGUGGCACACCGGGGGACGCCAAAGGACAUCUGGGGACGUGUUUAUCUGCCUUCUGGGGUGACAAGAAUACACAGUACGCUCUCCCUUCACCUGACAUCAUGUCUGAAGAGGUACAAGGACUUAGAGACUUGGUACAACGAUUACAGACUGAAAAUGCACAACUUAAACAUGCACAGCCUGCCUCUGCUACAGGAAGCGAUGGACAAUCAACUGGCAGGGGUACAGAGCGACUGCUGUACAUACCAAGAGAGCGCAAAUGCCCAGUGUUUCGGGGGACUUCUGGGAUUGGGAUCGAGGAAUGGCUAGAGGAAGUGAAGGCUAGUACAAGAGCCAGACAUUUGAGUGGGCGGGAUGAAGCUUACUUUAUGUAUGACCACCUAGAAGGGGAGGCUAAGGAUGAGAUUCGAUACCGUAGCAGAGAAGAAAAAGAGGAUCCUAGCAAGAUUAUCACCAUUUUGAAAGAAUUGUAUGGUUGUGCUAAGUCUUAUGUUGAAUUGCAGGAGAGUUUCUUCUCACGUAAACAACAGGAGGGGGAAUCUUUGCAAGAAUAUUCACAUGCUCUUUGUUCCCUCAUGGAUAAGGUGCGGCAGCGGGCCCCCACGGCCCUGACAAACUUUGAUGUAUUGUUGCGUGACCAGUUCAUUGAAUAUGUGUGUGACCCAACACUGCGAAGGGAACUGAAACGCUUAGUUCGUGAGAAAUCUGAUAUGUCUAUGCUUGAAGCCCGGGCUGCAGCCAUCCAAUGGGAACGGGAGGGUAGGCCAAAUGAUAGUGGGAGGGGUAGGAGUUACUCGGUCCCUUCGCUGUGUGCCAUGCAUUAUUCUAGGUCCUCAUCCAAGGUGGAGGCGGCACCAACUACGCAGCCAAAUGCUGAGUUGGUUGAGCUUAAAGAAAUGCUCUUGAAGCAGCAGCAGCAGAUUAAUAACCUUACUCAAAGUAUUGCCUCCCUAGCAGUUCCGCAGCGCCCAAUGAGGUCGAAUCGCCAAAGCCCGAUCAUCUGUCGCAGGUGUCAGCAAGCCGGACACUAUGCUAGAGACUGCACUACUCCCCUCCCUCAUGCCACGGUGACCCAAGCCGGCGCUGUACCACGCCAGACAAUGGAUGGCGGCAAUGGCUCUGGUCCCUCUGCUUCGCCCCACAGCCGAUCCUGAAUCUAGAGUAUGGAAAGAAGCCUUUCAGUUAUGCCAACAAGCCCAAGUUGUUAUUCCUCCCCUCACUGGUUUGGCCAAGGUAAGAGGCCGGAAGGCCAUUCAUAUACCGGGUAGUUCUAUUAAGUUUAUAGCAACCACUUGUGCGCAACAGUUUCGUAUGGCCCCCGGUUCUGUGUUGCUUGAGCCUCCUCAUAACAUUCAGCAGCUACCAGGCGGGUUGCUGCCCCUCCCUGCACUCCUUAGCAUACAUAGCGGCACUGUUCACGUCCCCAUUUUAAAUGUCAAUAACACCCCAGUUUG